Messenger RNA from Drosophila novamexicana, 2529 nucleotides. RefSeq names its product organic cation transporter protein-like. The transcript has 4 exons. The record is from RefSeq and is a predicted model, not a curated record. Gene Ontology annotation, cellular component: membrane. Gene Ontology annotation, biological process: transmembrane transport. Gene Ontology annotation, molecular function: transmembrane transporter activity. NCBI's taxonomy places the organism in Eukaryota, Metazoa, Arthropoda, Insecta, Diptera, Drosophilidae. Bases 851 to 2341 code for a protein of 496 amino acids.
UAACCAACCGUAUCGAAAUAGAAUCGUAUAUCUGAAGUUAUAUUUUUAUGCCCAGUUUGGGCAUUUUAGUGGGUGCCAAUGUGACACAUUUAUGCGACAAUUGGCGGAUUAUCAUGUGGCUAGCAUUGUGUUGGCCCUGAGUGUAUGUUGGCGUCUGUGUAAGUAAUAUUGAUUGGCUAUCCAAUUUGCAUAUAAUUUAUUUUCAAUUGUUGUGACAUUUUGUGCCACUGUUGUUGCUCUGGACAGGUUACCACAGUCGUGGGAAUGUGCUGUCUGGUUGCAAGUUGCGAGUGUUGAUUGUUGCUUGUCGCUAACGACAAAUCUUGAGGCCUGGCUCACUAGUACUAGUACUUGGGCCAAACUUUCACUCGAUUGUGGCCUGGCUUAGUCGAUAAUUAAGCCAUCUUGUGGCAGUGGCAGCAUUGUUUAUCUGGCCGCAGACAAUGGCUGCAUCUAGCUGCUAUCUGUGGCAAAUAGCUCUGGCCGCGGCGCACCUUCUAUUAAUGAGGUGGCCAACUUUAUUUAACUACAACUACAGAGUCCCGAAUCAUGUAGCUGAGAGUCUGUGACGAGCGGUAAAAGUGGGGUUUGUUGCCUUUUGGCCUUAUUUCUGUUGCAAUACUAAAUGCCAAUUUAGCCUGGAUGCGAAUUCAAGCAUUGAGUCUUUGCCGCUGUCGCUGCUGCUGCUCAGGUGCUAAUGCCUGCCCGAGUUUGUCACGCUAACCGGCUGCUAACCAGCUGAGGCCGAUGAGGCCCCAAAAACCGGUUCCAUGUUGGCAUAUGAAAUCGAUGUGACGAUCUUGUGGGCCCAGCCGCAUUUUCGCGCCAGUCUGUACAAUAACUGGCUAUAAUGGGCGAUCAACCGAAGAAGAAGGAUCCUGUCCCGGUGGAGAAGACAGCCGAUCCAAUUAUCUCCCAGAUCGGCGACUUUAAGCGUUAUCAGUUCUGGUUUUGUAUGCUGAUAUUUUUAAGUAAAUUUGGCACUGGCUGGCACACACUGGCACACAUAUUUUUGGCGGCCCCCACCCCCCUUAGUUGCGCAACACCAAACGUGACAGAUGCGUGCAGCGACGACUGCGAUAACAUCGAUUUCGACACAAGCGUAUUUGAGACCACCAUAGUUACAGAAUGGAAUCUUACCUGUAAAAAAUCUAGUUUGGCCAGUAUGUCACAAUCCAUUGUUAUGGCUGGCAUUAUGUUUGGCAGUAUUGUCUUUGGCAUGAUCGCAGAUCGUUGUGGUCGUCGUCCUGCAUUUUUGGGCUGCUGCUUCAUGCAGCUAGGCGCUGGCUUGAUCGUCUGUCUGUCCCCGUAUUUUUGGUUCUACUGUCUCUUCAGAUUUCUGACGGCUUUUGCCACAGGCGGCACCAUGACAACCAGCUUUGUGCUCAUCAUGGAAAUAAUAGGACCGAAGAAACGCGAACUAGUUGCAAUUCUGUAUCAGAUACCAUUCAAUAUUGGCCACGCCUCCCUGGCGAUAUUUGCCUACUUUAUACGCACCUGGCGCUGGUUUCAGUUCGCCGUGACAAUAUUUUCGGUCGUGUUCGUGCUCUACAUAUUCCUGGUGCCCGAGUCUCCACGCUGGUUGUUUACGACAGGACGUGUGGAUGAUUCCAUAAAGAUAUUGGAAAAGAUAGCUAAAAGAAACAAUGCGCCCACCGAAACCAUCCGUCCGGAGAUAGAGGCCGGCUAUAAAGUGCUGGCUGCCAAAACGCCUACAAAAAAGGGUAACGUGAUCGAUCUUUUUCGAACGCCCUUUUUGCGUGUGAAGACCUUUUGCAUGCUCGUUCUUUGGAUGGUGAUUUGCAUGGUCUACUAUGGCACCGCCCAGUAUAUAUCCAAACUGGGUGGCAAUAUAUUCCUUAACAACCUAAUCGCCGCUGGGCUAGGUAUACCCGGUACUCUGCUCUGUGUGGUCUUGACUAAGUAUUUGGGUCGCAAGAUUACAAUGAUGCUGUCCAAUGCGCUUAGUGCAAUUGGCCUGUUAGCUUUGGUGUUUCUGACUAAUAUCGAUAUGCGGAUUCAGGUGGCCUGCGCCACACUAGGACUAUUUGGUGCGUCGAUAUCAUUUCCCAAUGUGUAUCUAUGGGGCGGUGAGAUAUUUCCGACUGUGGUGCGCUCGAAUGGUAUGGGCCUGUGCUCUAUGAUUGGCCGUAUUGGUGGUCUGCUAGCACCGCUCAUCUGUGAUCUGGCCCACUUUCGGGCAUGGCUAACACCACUCAUAUUCGGCCUCUUCUCGGUAGCGGCCGUGAUUUGCAGCAUCCCUUUACCAGAGACACGCGGCGCUCUCCUGCCGGAGACGUUGGAGGAUGGUGAAAACUUUGGACGCAAGGCAAAGGAGUAACUGCAAAUUUUGCGCAAGUGUAGAAAUUCCGAAGUAUAUCAGACUACUGCACAAGCCAAGUUCACAGCUUCAGCAAAGUCUGUGAUAUAUAUAUUUGGCCUAAAAUGCCAGCAACAAAGAAAAAAAAGGUUUACAAAUGUUAAAUGUAAUCGCUGCAAAAUUAAUACAGUUGUUAUUAUUAAAACCAG